AUGCAGGAGACCCUCGAGAAGAACAGCCGUGGCUCGGGCAGGGAGGGCCCGCACCCGUGGGGCCUCGCUGGCGGCCCCGCCGUGAAGACCCCGUGCUGCUGCUGCAGGGCGGGCUGGUUCUGCCCCUGGUCGAGGACCCAAGAUCCUAGCGUGAUGCGGCCAAAAAAAGGCGCUGAUCACGCACGCGUGACCUUGGGGACGUGCAGCUCUAGGGUCCCACUCGCCCCAGAGGGCAGGGCCUCAGAAGGCAGGGCGGGGGCCCGGGGGCCCCCCGCGCCCAGACUCUCACCCCCGCUGCUCCGUCUCCGUGGUCCUCCGGGCGCUGGGCCUCCCUGUCUACUGGCCCCCUCCCUCACCUUAUUGGCACUGGUUGACCUUGGCCUGGGGACGUGGCUGGCUAGUCAGGACCACAGGCCCCCAGAUGCCCUUCCCUGUGACCUGAGGGUGUCCCCGGGUCCCACUGAAGUCCAGGUGCGGGUGGGCAUGAGCAUCUCAGAGCGGCAUGUAGGAGAUAGUCCCUGCCGGCGGGGCCCAGCUGGCCACCCGUGUCCUCCCCAUGGGCGUGGCCGCUGCCCACGAGGUGCCUGUGAGCUCUGGGGCCUCAGCUGGUUCCUGGUUGACGAGUGCGGCUGGGCACCGGGCUCUCUGCUUGGCGGGGCUGGGCUGACUCUCCACUUGUCCGGCAGCCAGGACCACUGCGGUGCCCGUGUGCCUGCCCUGGGGCCACCCCUGGUACCUGGGGGAGAGCGGACACCCAGAUGA
This is a messenger RNA of Rangifer tarandus platyrhynchus (Svalbard reindeer), 762 nucleotides long. The record is from the annotation of a GenBank genome assembly. NCBI's taxonomy places the organism in Eukaryota, Metazoa, Chordata, Mammalia, Artiodactyla, Cervidae.